Marmota monax (woodchuck) is the source of this 3022-nucleotide messenger RNA. RefSeq names its product SH3 binding domain protein 5 like (gene Sh3bp5l). The record is from RefSeq and is a predicted model, not a curated record. Gene Ontology annotation, biological process: negative regulation of protein tyrosine kinase activity; intracellular signal transduction. Bases 505 to 1686 code for a protein of 393 amino acids. NCBI's taxonomy places the organism in Eukaryota, Metazoa, Chordata, Mammalia, Rodentia, Sciuridae. The transcript is spliced from 7 exons. Gene Ontology annotation, cellular component: cytoplasm. Gene Ontology annotation, molecular function: protein kinase inhibitor activity.
GCCAGGCCCCGUCGUUUUGGUUGGACCGGCUUGUUGCGGGGAGGGAGGGGGAAGGUUGUUUGCUGCCUGGGAGCUCUGCGCAAGGGAAGGUAAACUGAGCUCCCCAGAGACGCCUCGAAGCCUUUGCUCCAGCCUAGCCUUCUCUCUCCAGCUGGCACUACAGCCUGGAGGCGCCUUCCUCCACCCUCCCGAAUGGUGCUCCUCUUCGCUGGCCUCGGCCCAGGAUCCAGGCCCCCUUUGCCCCCUGCCUUGGAGCUGUUGCUCCAGUUCCGUGUUGGUGGACUCCUGGUGGAGGGGAGAGAAGAACUUUUGCCCGGACGGGGUUUUAGUUCUAGGAAUUUCAGCCUCUGAGUUUGAGGUUCUUCCUUUGCCCACUUUAUCAGCCUUUUGAGAAGACAAACACUUCUCUUUGCCAUCUAGAGCCCAGGAACCCUCAAACUGGGGCCCUGGUCCCAGCAUGUCAGUCCUCUCUUGUGCAUAGGGCUCUGCCCUCUCCAGGUCAGCAUGGCUGAGUUCAGACAGGUUCCAGGGGGGCGGGAGACCCCACAGGGGGAGCUGCGGCCAGAGGUUGUAGAGGAUGAAAUUCCUGGGAGCCCAGUGGCGGAGGAGCCUGGAGGAGGAGGUGGAAGCAACAGCAAUGAGUCCAAAUUGUCCCCAAGAGAGGAGGAAGAACUGGAUCCUAGAAUACAGGAGGAACUGGAGCAUCUAAACCAGGCCAGUGAGGAGAUCAACCAGGUGGAGCUACAGCUGGAUGAGGCCAGGACCACCUAUCGGAGGAUCCUGCAGGAAUCUGCAAGGAAGCUCAACACGCAGGGCUCCCACUUGGGGAGCUGUAUUGAGAAGGCUCGGCCCUACUAUGAAGCUCGGCGGCUGGCUAAGGAGGCCCAGCAGGAGACACAGAAGGCAGCGCUGCGGUAUGAGCGGGCUGUGAGCAUGCACAAUGCCGCCCGGGAGAUGGUGUUUGUAGCCGAGCAGGGGGUCAUGGCUGACAAGAACCGACUGGACCCCACGUGGCAGGAGAUGCUCAACCAUGCCACCUGCAAGGUGAACGAGGCAGAGGAGGAGCGGCUUCGAGGCGAGCGGGAGCAUCAGCGAGUGACGCGGCUGUGCCAGCAGGCUGAGGCCCGCGUGCAGGCUCUGCAGAAGACCCUCCGGCGAGCCAUCGGCAAGAGCCGCCCCUACUUCGAGCUCAAGGCGCAGUUCAGCCAGAUCCUGGAGGAGCACAAGGCUAAGGUGACAGAACUGGAGCAGCAGGUAGCACAGGCGAAGACCCGCUACUCAGUCGCUCUGCGCAACCUGGAGCAGAUCAGCGAGCAAAUUCACGCGCGGCGCCGGGGCCUGCCUGCCCACCCCCCAGGUCCACGGCGCUCCUCCCCUGUGGGGGCUGAGGCUGGGCCUGAAAGCCUGGAUGACGGGGACAGUGGCAUUGAGGGUGCUGAAGGUGGGGGGCUGGAGGAGGGCGGCGGCCUAGGGCCUGGACCUGGCGCGGACACAGACACACUGAGCCUGCUGAGCCUGCGCACCGUGGCCUCCGACCUGCAGAAGUGCGACUCGGUGGAGCACCUGAGGGGCCUCUCGGACCAUGCCAGUCUAGACGGCCAAGAGCUGGGACCCCGGAGUGGGGGACGCCGGGGCAGUGACGGUGGGGCCCGAGGGGGCCGCCACCAGCGCAGUGUCAGCCUGUAGCACGCUAGCUGGGGCUUUGGGCUUGUCUCCCACUGUAGUCUCAUCAGGGCCCUUGGGCUUCUUCCUGCCCCUCAGAUCCCAUCUUUCCCCUGGAGGCCAGCUGUGUCAGCCCUCUGCCUGCCCUGCCUCCUUGGCCUCCCCUGCCCCUUCAGGAGGCAGUCCUGCAGGGCCUCUUCAGAAGGCUGCUCUCUGUACUCAUCUCCUUCCCCUUACCCCUCUGAGACCCUUGACUUCCCACCUUCUGACUUCUUUCCUUCCUGGUCUAGCUUUGCCCCUCAGGGAACUUGGUCUAGAACACCUGGGAAGCUCAUCAGAGGAAAUGAGUACCCUAACCAGAGGGGUGCAAGGGGCUGCUGCUCCCCACCCACCCCAAGGCGGCUCCCAGGGUGCCCUAGCUAUGCUGCUGAGUCCUGCCGGCCAUGUGCCCCGCCCUUCUGUCCUAGCCUGCCUGUGUAUGAUUGGUGACCUUUCACCUCUGGAGACACCACCACCCUCAGUGUGCCCUUUUGUGAACUGAGCUGCUGUUAUAUGUGCCCUGUAGCAGAACUUGCCAGAUGGAAGGGAGCCUGACCCCAUUAUCAGCAUAGGGAAUGUCAUUCUGGACUGGCUCUGUAUAUGUGGUGUUUCUCCAGCUGGGCUGUCCUCAACCUUGCCCAGGUGCUAGUGGGUCCCUGAGGGGUCCAUGUGGGAGGCUGAUGCGGUCCCCACCCCUUGCUCUUGCAGUGGAGCUGGGCCAGUGUUUUGAGUGGGUGCUGCUGAACUGCAUCUCAGCACCCUCCUGUGGGUGGCGUUAGGGAAUUGGUGCUCAAUUGCUCUCCCUUGCUUUCCCUACUGCACGGUCCCUGGGGAGUGCUUAGGCUAGCCUGUCAAGCCUUGCCUGCCAUGAUGGGGGGAGUCCCCUGGCUGAGGGUCCCAGCCUUCCUCGGGGAGUUGCUCCAGGGGUGGUGCUCCCAGUGUGUGUAGGGAAGCCAAACAGAUCUGGGUGCCUUGGGAGAGCUGGUCCUGCCGUGUCACCCCAAAAGGACAGGGAGCUCUUUCCCAGCCUGGGUGCUGCUGCAGCACUUGGAGGAGGGGUGGGCCUUUCUGCACAGGCCUCUCCUGCGCUCAGGUUGGAGGAGGAAGGUCACAAUGAGAACCUUGGGGUUUGAGGUGGCCACUGGUGGGAAGGAGAAUCAGGGGACAUGGGUGUGCAACGAUGAGAACCUCAAGGUUUGAGCUGGCCACGGAUGGGGAGGGGGAGGGGAGACACGGGUGUGUGUGAGUGCAUGUGUCAGUGUGAGUGUGGGAAAGGGACUGCCUUGGUUUUAUUUAAAUAAAAUAGUUUAUGUAACAGUAA